Histoplasma capsulatum G186AR is the source of this 1878-nucleotide messenger RNA. RefSeq names its product pseudouridylate synthase. Gene Ontology annotation, biological process: mRNA pseudouridine synthesis; tRNA pseudouridine synthesis. Gene Ontology annotation, molecular function: RNA binding; pseudouridine synthase activity. The record is from RefSeq and is a predicted model, not a curated record. Gene Ontology annotation, cellular component: cytoplasm; nucleus. NCBI's taxonomy places the organism in Eukaryota, Fungi, Ascomycota, Eurotiomycetes, Onygenales, Ajellomycetaceae. The transcript has a single exon. Bases 1 to 1878 code for a protein of 625 amino acids.
AUGAUUUUACCUGAGCACGGGACACAACCAGACUACUCCACCUGGAGCCAGUCCAGUCUCAUAUCCCGCAUCACUGAGCUGGAGCGCCAGUUAAACUCCCACGACCAUCACAGUAGGUCCGACGGCAGCGCAGAUACAGACGCAAUCAGAGGGCGUAUCAAGGCUGCAGGAAGCCCCACAGCUUCCCGUUCCCCUUCUGUGUCGUCCUCUUCCCCCCGCCGCCGCACCAAGAAAGCCCGCGACAUCGAUCCUUCAAAAUACAACACACGCUUCAUCGCGCUGAAAUUCGCCUAUCUGGGUCAAAGAUAUAAUGGUUACGAGCAUGCCAAUGGGAAUACCACGCCUUUACCGACAAUUGAGGAGGAGUUGUGGAAGGCGUUGAGAAAAGCGCGGUUGAUAUUUCCGCAGGCGGUUGAGGCGGAUGGUGGUGAAGGGGUGGUUGGAGACGGGGAGAGUCAGGGGAGGGAAGAGCGAUCGUACAAAAUUGAUUGGACAGGCUGUCAGUAUUCGAAAUGUGGGAGGACGGAUAGAGGGGUUAGUGCGUUCGGUCAGGUUGUUGGGAUAAGGGUAAGGAGUGCGCGGCCCCAUAAAAAAGCUGCGAAGAGUACUGGUAAUGGCAAUGGUGCUGGCAAUAUAGUAUCUAGUGCGGAGCCUUCCACUACUACUUCUACUGAUGCCUACAAUAGCGGAGUGGAAAAUCUUCUCGGUGGGCUCUCGCUUUCUGGUUCAGAGAACUCUGAGACCGAAGAUAGCUGGGAUGACAUUGCUGAUGAGUUGCCUUAUAUAACUAUUUUGAACAGAGUAUUACCGGAGGAUAUUCGCGUGCUAGCAUGGUGUCCGAACCCCCCGCCGGAUUUUGAUGCCAGAUUCUCCUGCCGUGAGCGCCGGUAUCGCUAUUUUUUUACGCAGCCAGCGUUCUCUCCAACGCCCGGUCCAUUGGGCUUCCUAAAACGUGGGCGUGAGGAGAAUUGCCUGUGGGAGGGUAGCGGCGCCCCACACAAUGAGCAAUUUAGAGAGGGAUGGUUGGAUAUCGAAGCAAUGCGUGAGGGGGCGAAAUAUCUUAUCGGAUCCCACGACUUUCGAAAUUUCUGCAAAGUUGAUCCGAGCAAACAGAUAACGAACCACGUGCGUCAUAUUUAUCAUGCCGAUAUCGAGCUGCUCGAUCCCAAAACCAAACCCUUGUCAUAUUUGAGGCAACAUGAAUUCACCACCUUCGAUACCGAAAAUGACAAAGCAGCUGCAAAUGGGUCGAUAGAUGACCCGUCAUCCAAUCUUAAAGUAUACUCCAUUACGAUUCAUGGAUCUGCUUUCCUCUGGCACCAGGUCCGACAUCUAGCCGCGAUACUUUUCUUGGUUGGUCAGGGACUCGAGGCCCCAUCGAUCAUACCGGAGCUAUUAGAUGUGGAGAAACAUCCCCGAAGGCCAACAUACGAGAUCGCCUCUGACACACCGCUGGUUCUCUGGGAUUGCAUAUUCCCUGAUGAAAGCAGUGGAAGCAGGGAAGACGCAAUGGAUUGGGUCUACGCGGGUGAUUCACGGACAUCGAAAGUUGGCAAGGGAGAUAACAACAAAUUUGGCCUAGGGAGUACGGUUGAUUCCCUCUGGCGUGUGUGGCGACAGCGGAAGAUAGACGAGAUAUUGGCCGGUGAACUUCUCGAUCUUGCGGUGAGCCAAGGAGAUAGAAGCGCUCUGACUCGAGGUGGGUUCAACGAUUCUACUCGCAACCUGCAGAAUAGAAGUCAGAAAGUGUUUUAUGGAGGUAAUGAAGGGAAAUUUGGUGGGAAAUACGUGCCCUUGAUGCAGAGGCGUAGAUUGGACCCGGUGGAGGUGAUAAAUGCAAGAUACACGAAAAGACCAGGGAAGAAACCUACUGCAUAG